Messenger RNA from Didymodactylos carnosus, 483 nucleotides. The record is from the annotation of a GenBank genome assembly. Lineage: Eukaryota; Metazoa; Rotifera; Eurotatoria; Philodinida; Philodinidae.
AUGAACGUUCAACCUGUACAACAAAGUUUUCAGAAACCAUCCGUUACUGCUAAGUUAACGCAAUCAAGUUCCAUAUCACAAUCAUCUCUCAUCUCAUCUAACCAUGAACAAUCAAAAUCAAAUCCAUCUGUCCCUAUUACGAUUACUGGUUCGAGUAUCGUUCGUGAUUUGGAACCAGGUAAACUAUUUGUGAGCGAUAAACAUUUUGAUAUAAAAAUUAGUACAAAACAUGGCGCUUCAAUUAAACAAUUAACACAUAUGGUUAAUAAUAAUUGGAUUGAUCAACAUUUUAAUCUUUCAUCACACGCUAUAAUUUCCAUCGGUUCAAUUGACAUGAAACACAUUAAUUCUGAUAAAGCCAUAGAGCUUCUUAAUCAACUUAUUCAAACACUGAAACGUAAACAUCAUCAUAUAAAACCUACAUUUGUUACAAUACCACCUCAGUUUGAUCCUAACUUAAAACCAUCUUACAAGACCAAUUAA